Molecule: messenger RNA, 466 nt
Organism: Colias croceus (clouded yellow)
Lineage: Eukaryota; Metazoa; Arthropoda; Insecta; Lepidoptera; Pieridae
Gene: COX6B
Product: cytochrome c oxidase subunit 6b-2
Exons: 3
Coding region: 134-382 (82 amino acids)
Cellular component (GO): mitochondrion; respiratory chain complex IV
Source: RefSeq, a predicted model, not a curated record
AUUUUUUUUUCUCUUUGAUUUUAUAAUCUACCAGUCUUCUAUUGUCUAUUAACUUAUGUGAAGCGAAUGUGUUCGCUGCCAUUUUCUCUCGGAUAAUCUUUAUUGGGAAAUAAAUUAACUAACAAAAAGCAAAAUGCCUGAAAUGAUCAAAACUGCCGCUGACAUCAAAACAGCACCUUUCGACCCACGUUUUCCUAACACAAACCAAACAAGGCACUGCUACCAAAGCUAUAUAGACUUCCACCGUUGCCAGAAGGUACGCGGCGAAAGCUACGAGCCAUGCAACUACUUCAAACGCGUCUACAAAUCCCUGUGCCCCAAUGAAUGGGUCGACAAAUGGGACACACAACGUGAAGAAGGCACCUUCGCAGGAAGAAUCUAAGCUUUCGAUCGCCUAUUAUAUGUUAAUUUUAUUUAAUUCCCCGUUAGGUUGGCUCGUGAUGUAGUAUUAAACGGUCAGAGUACA